AUGGAGCUUGCUAACACCAAAGACUUCCAGUGGAAAACCCUCGCCCCACUGCCGAGCCGCAGGGUCUACUCGACUUUAGUGGAAGCUGGCGGGCAGGGGUUUGGCAUCGGGGGCUGCGAUGACAAUGGUGUCCCCAUGGACUGCUUCGAGGUCUACUCCCCCGAGGCCGACCAGUGGACCUCGCUGCCCCCCAUGCCCACGGCCCGGGCUGGGGUGGCCGUGACCACCUUGGGCAAGAGGAUCAUGGUCGUAGGAGGAGUCGGAGUGAAUCAGAUGCCGCUGAAGAUAGUGGAGAUGUACAACAUAGACGAGGGCAAGUGGAAGAAGAGGAGCUCGCUGAGAGAAGCAGCCAUGGGCAUCUCGGUGACUGCAAAAGACUACAGAGUCUAUGCAGCUGGUGGGAUGGGCUCUGACCUGCGGCCGCACAACUACCUGCAGCACUACGACAUGCUCAAGGACAUCUGGGUGUCGCUGGCGGCCAUGCCCACACCCAGGUAUGCUGCCACAUCCUUCCUUCGAGGCACCAAGAUCUACGUGCUGGGUGGAAGGCAGUCCAAGUACGCUGUCAAUGCCUUCGAGGUCUUUGAUACAGAGACCAGGUCGUGGACCAGGUUUCCCAACAUCCCCAACAAAAGGGCCUUCUCCAGCUUCGUGCCCACGGAAGACAAACUCUUCAGCCUCGGAGGCCUGCGGCAGGGACGGCUCUACCGGCAGCCCAAGUUCAUGAGGACCGUGGACAUGUUUGACAUGGAACAAGGUGGCUGGAUGAAGAUGGAGCGCUCCUUCUACCUGAAGAAAAGGCGAGCAGACUUUGUGGCUGGCUACCUGAAAGGCAGAGUCAUCGUGGCUGGGGGACUAGGAAAUCAGCCGACCGUCCUGGAGUCCGCAGAGGCUUUCCACCCCGAGAAGAACAAGUGGGAGAGCCUGCCCCCCAUGCCCACCCCGCGCUGCGCCUGCUCCAGCAUCGUGGUCCGGAACUGCCUGCUGGCUGUCGGCGGGGUGAGCCAGGGCCUGAGCAGUGCCGUGGAGGCUCUGUGCCUCUCCGAUUCCUAG
Apaloderma vittatum (bar-tailed trogon) is the source of this 1053-nucleotide messenger RNA. It is a transcript of the gene KLHDC8A, whose product is annotated as kelch domain containing 8A. Gene Ontology annotation, molecular function: protein binding. The record is from RefSeq and is a predicted model, not a curated record. The coding region runs from base 1 to 1053 and encodes 350 amino acids. NCBI's taxonomy places the organism in Eukaryota, Metazoa, Chordata, Aves, Trogoniformes, Trogonidae. The transcript is spliced from 5 exons.